This is a messenger RNA of Guyanagaster necrorhizus, 2745 nucleotides long. RefSeq names its product ARM repeat-containing protein. The record is from RefSeq and is a predicted model, not a curated record. The coding region runs from base 1 to 2745 and encodes 914 amino acids. Gene Ontology annotation, biological process: protein import into nucleus. The transcript has 12 exons. Lineage: Eukaryota; Fungi; Basidiomycota; Agaricomycetes; Agaricales; Physalacriaceae.
AUGGACCCAGUCGUCCCUCCAGAAAUCACUGCUGAACUGACUCAGAUACUCUCUAAUCUCGUACUGGGUGACAAUGAGAUCAGAUCCAACGCUGAGCAAACUGUCAACGACCGCCUGGCCCACACACCAGAGAUCUAUCUCCUCGCAUUAGCUCAGUUCUCGAUUGUAGCAGAUACAGAAGUGAUGCGUUCUUUUUCACUCGUUCUCCUUAGAAGACUGCUUUUUCGUCAGUCACAAGCGAGCUCGCCGACACAUCCACGCCUCACUUUGUAUGACCACCUGUCGUCACAAACGCUGACUACCCUCGAGCGGCUCCUCCUGCACUCCCUUUCCCACGAGCCGUCAUCAGUGGUCCGCCGGAAAUCCGUGGACUCGGUAUGUGAUCUCGCAAACCAGGGCAUGUCUCGGGGCCGACCAUGGCAUGCAUUACAAGCUCAGGUAUUUUCUAUGGCACGAGAUCAUGACCCUUCCAUGCGGGAAACAGCCUAUCGUGUCUUCUCCGGCUGUCCAAAUCUUGUCAUGGACCUCCAGACGGAUGCUGUGCUCAACGUCUUUAGAAAUGGCUUGCAAGAUCCAUCAUCUAUCGAUGUUCGACACACAGCUCUCUUAGCAUCUGUGGCGUAUCUUAAUGCAGCAGAUCCAACACAGCUUGCCCAAUCGUUAUCGCUAAUGUAUCCCAUCCUCGAGACACUACCAUCUACACCCCAUCGACACCUUACUUCCCUUUUGACCGCAUUGCACCCUCUAUGCUCCACACAUCCUACACUUUUUUCAAUCCACCUACCGGCGUUAUUGUCCUUCCUUCCUUCUUUAGUUCUGCCGGUUGCUGACAGUGGCCCAACCCCAACGAUGAAGCAACCAUUCACAUUUCCUCCUUCGUCAUCAACGCAAGGAAAAGACCCUGAGGAAGAUGACGAGGAUAUCAAGACCCUGAGACUCGCUGCCUUGGAGAUGAUGGUUAGUCUAACGGAAGCCAAGCCGAGCAUGGUCAGGAACGUCGAGGGGUGGGUAAGAUUACUCGUCCGCGCUUGUCUCGAGGGUAUGGGCGAGUAUGAUGAUGACGAGGACAGUACUCUGGAGUGGCUCAAAGAAGACCCAUCUGCAGGAACAACGGAAGCAGAUGACGCUGCACCUGCUCUAUAUGAACAUUCUCUUGAUCGCGUCGCUUGCGCGUUGGGAGGGAACGCAGUGCUUCCACCAGCAUUUCAAUAUAUUCCUUCCAUGCUUGCGAGCUACGAUUGGAGGGCUAGGCAUGCGGGUCUUAUGGCUAUUGCGGCCAUUGCAGAAGGCACCGGAAAAGUAAUGAAUUAUCAGCCAUCUCGAACGCUUGUAACCCCGAUGUUCGCAGACACCCAUCCCCGAGUGCGCUGGGCGGCAUGCCAAUGCGUCGGUCAACUCUGCACUGAUCUCGCCGACCUGCUACAAGAAAACCACUACGACUCUCUUCUGAAUGUCCUCAUACCCACACUAGAAGACCCUGAACCUAGAGUUCACUCUCACGCCUCGGCGGCUUUGAUUAACUUUUGUGAGGGUGUUGAGCGAGAUACCCUAUUGCCGUACCUGGAUCCUAUCGUAGAACGAUUGCUGAAGCUGCUUACUGGUACCACAGACCGACGAUAUGUUCAGGAGCAAGCUAUCACGACACUUGCAAUGGUGGCCGAUGCAAGCGAGAGGACAUUUGGAAAGCACUAUACUAUUAUAAUGCCGCUUUUACUAAAUGUACUGCGUAACGCGGAUUCUAGCGAAUUUAAGAAGAUGAGGAAUAAAGCUAUGGAAUGUGCAGGGCUGAUUGCUAUCGCAGUUGGACCGGAGACUUUUCGACCUGACGCCAGCGCGCUUGUUGAACUUCUCAUCCGAAUUCAGAAAUCCCCUCCGGAUCCUUCUGACACGCAGGUAGCGCAUUAUCUCAUGGGCACUUGGGCCAAGGUCUGCCAAGCCAUGGGGCUGGAGUUCGAGCCCUACCUUCCGGUGGUUAUGCCGGGUCUCUUGGCGAUGGCGAGCAAGAAAGCGGAUGUCAGCGUUUAUGACGCACCGGCGUCUCCUACGGAGACCCCGCCAUCGACGCCGGGCUGGGAUAUCAUCUCCAUGGACAACCAGCUGCUCUCUGUGCGGACAUUGGGAAUAGAGGAAAAGUGUCAGGCUCUGGAGACAAUGCUCAUCCAUGCGUCUACGCUAGGAAGCAAAUAUGGCAUGUGGGUCAGUCAGAGUUUGGAAGUCGCUCUAGGGGGGUUGAAAUUCUAUUUUCACGAUGGUGUAAGAGAGGCAUGUGCCAUGCUCCUUCCUAUCCUCCUACAUUCGGGCCACACUUCUGGCACCCUCACGCCCCAGAUGAUCCAUGCAACAUAUGCUCAGCUCAUCUCGUGUGUGACGACGGAGCAAGACGCCGGAUUCCUAAGCUCGCUAUUUAAGAGUCUAGGUGACUGUUUGAAGGUCAGCAUACAGAUGACCCAUGAGAUCGUGACGCCUGAGGUAAAGCAAAGCAUCGUGGAUGCGGUUAAGCGGCAGUUGAGUCGGAUUGCGGAGAUGCGGCGGGGGAGGACGGGGCGGCAAUUGGACGAGGAGGAAGAUGAGGACUUGGCGCUGAUUGAGGAGAUGGAGGAUUUCGCGUUGGAGGAUAUGGGAAAGCUUUUGGAGGUGAUAUAUGAGGGGAGAAUACCGCCUGGGCCGGACGGUGAGGCAUUGUUGGUGGGGCUGGGGAGUGUCAGAGAUUUAGGAAGCUCGAAGCUGAGGCAAGAAUGGGAAUGA